Messenger RNA from Ochlerotatus camptorhynchus, 13697 nucleotides. Its product is annotated as dynein beta chain, ciliary-like. The record is from RefSeq and is a predicted model, not a curated record. Gene Ontology annotation, molecular function: dynein intermediate chain binding; ATP hydrolysis activity; minus-end-directed microtubule motor activity. Gene Ontology annotation, cellular component: axonemal dynein complex. The transcript is spliced from 19 exons. The coding region runs from base 18 to 13682 and encodes 4554 amino acids. Gene Ontology annotation, biological process: microtubule-based movement. Lineage: Eukaryota; Metazoa; Arthropoda; Insecta; Diptera; Culicidae.
GGAUUCCGACAAACAGCAUGGCCGAAGAGAAGAAGAAGAAGGAAGAAAAGGAAGAUCCUUGUGCGGCGUUCGUGGGGAGCUACGUGCUAAAGACGAUGCGGUUGAAGGAUGAGAAAUGGCAGAAGCUAAUGGGAAACGAAGAACUGAAAGUGAUCGUCAUGGAGUGGGUCAAGCGGGCCAACGUCCGGCGGCUCAUCGUUACACUGAGCAAUGCCGGGGCGUUGAUCCCGACGCACUACUUCCCGACGGCCGGCAAAGGGAAGCGAUGCUUUUUCAUCAAGAUCAAGGAAACGGUGCUGGACAUCGAUUGUAUCCGGGAGCAAAUCAUGUACGGUGACCUGUCAGCGAACCCGAUCGAUGACCUUGCCGUGAUAGUGGACGAGAUUUUCUACCCGAUUAUCAGCAACCCGCGGAAUCAGGAAGGCUGGCCGGAUGUAAUCAAGAAGGACGUCGACAGCCACUUUCAGGACCUGAGGAACAUCAUUACGGAGGUGAAGGGUAACAUCAUUAAUCAAACACUUUUGCCCAUGCCCAUUUCGAUCGGAGAGGUGGAGAGCGUCGGGCAGCAGGUUGCCGAAGGCAACUUGGAUGGCUGCUCACUGAAGAUGAAGAACUCCCUGGAGGGCAUCGUCAUCAAGUGGGCAUACCAGAUCAAUGACGUUCUCAAGGAGGACUCGUCCACUGUCUUCAAGGAUGGCCAUAAUCCUUCACCGCUAGAGGAGAUAACCUUCUGGGAGUCUCGACGGGACAAUCUGAGGAACAUCUACUCGCAACUGCUGGAACCCCGAGUGCGCCAGAUCGGGGUCAUCUUGGAAGGAAUCGAUUCCGUGUACUAUUCGUCGUUUAAGAGUACCUUCCAGAGCGUGGUCCAGGCUGUGCACGAAGCUGACGACAUUACGCUGUACUUGAAACCUUUGAGGAAACACUUUGAGACCUUUGAGAGCACCGAGUUCACCGAUUCCUUGGACCUGAUUGCACCGAUGUUGCACUGCGUCUGUCUGAUGUGGGCCAAUUCGUUCUACUACGGAAGCAAUGCCCGGAUGAUGGUACUGUUCAAGAUGAUCAGCAACAUGAUGAUCGCCGAGGCGUCCAAGUGUCUGGAUCCAGGGUCGUUGUUCCAAGGGGAACCGGAUGAGUGUCUGUUGAAGAUCGGUAACGUCAUUGAUAUUCUGGUUUGCUACAAGGAACAUUUCCACGAUUUCCGUUCUCGACUGGAGAACUUCCGUCAACCGAGCACCCAACCAAGCUACUGGACGUUCCGGCUUCAGACGAUCUUCGAUCGUUUGGAUCUGUUCCUAACCCGUCUGGAUCAGGUCAAGCAGAUCUUUUUCACCGCAACGGAGUUCCGAAAAUUGGAGAAGGUGGAAAUAGGAGGGCUUCGUGGCAGGGCGAUCAGCCGGAAGAUUCAGGACGUCUUUGACGACUUCAACAAGCUGUAUCUUCGCUGGGGAGUGAUCCAGUACGACCCGCUGGAUCCGGAUCCAAGCGAAAGUAGUUUCGAACGGGAUCGGACCAGGUACCAAGAGAGGGCUGAUGUUCUGGAAAGGAAGUUGGCUGCGCAGUUUGUCCUGGCGUUCGAUGAGUGUUUCAACGUUGACCAGCUGAUAAAGUUGGUUACGAUUGCUGGAACGCUGUUGAAUAGGCCACUGAUUUUGCCGGACAUUCAUCGGAAGAUAGCCAACAUAGUGCAUCUCUACAACAACGACUUAAACAUUGUGAAACGAAUCUUUGAUGACGGUUGCGAAGCGUACGAGAAACACGGACUGGAGGGAAUUCCCAUCGAUACAGGGUUUCCACCGGUGUCCGGAGCGAUACUUUGGGUUCAUAAGCUGCGCGACCGCAUCACGAAACCUAUCAACGACCUAACUAUGGUGGAGUUUCCACUGUUUCAAGACGAAGACGCCGAUAUCGUGAUGAACAACUACAAGGAGAUGAUGAAAUUGUUGGAGACGUUCGAAGUCAAAUUGUUCAAGGAAUGGAGCUCGGGAGUCUCCAAAAAGAUCACCACUCAUAUGAACAAGGCUCUGCUUAUUCGGAAGGACAACCAGUUGCUGGAGAUGAACUUCAACCACGUGCUGGUGAUGAUCCUGCUGGAGAUUCGCUACAUGAAACGGAUGGGUCUGUUCGACAUUCCGGAAAAAGCGGUUCAGUUUUCCGAACUCGAAGAAAACCUCUGGCAAGCCCGUAUGAAGCUGAUGCGAAUUGUCGAAUGGUACAACGAGAUCUUGGAAAAUUGCGUAGCAUGCGAGAGGGAGCUGAUCUAUAAGGAAAUUGCCGAGAUCGACCAAAUCGUUGAACAAGCCUGCUCGGGAAGCAUUGAUUGGGUGAAUUACGAUCCGGCCUUCAUUGAAGACUUCUACGAAAAGCUGAAGAAUCUCCAUUCACGGGUUCUGAAGGCUCAGAACAACAUUAAGAAAAUUCUCGCCAGCAUUAGAAGUUGGGGUCGGAUGCCACUGUAUCAGCGUAAAGAUGGCAGCAAGGAUCUAUUGCUAGACAUUGAAGAUCGUCCCGGUAAAAUACAGCGACGGCUCCAAGAUUGCUUCGACACCAAAAAGGUCAUCGACGUAGCGAUGGAACAAAACUUCCGUUACUACUUUGACUUCUUCGUAGAAUCCGAGGUCAAGAUCUCCGAGAUGUCAGUCAAAACGAAAGGAACGUACGAGUCAGUUGUGGUUCAGCAAGAACCGUCCCAAGAAAAAGUCGACGAAGAAGGCGAAGCUUCGCAGACCGAUACGCUGGAGGAAAUUUCUUCCUUAGAGCACUCCGAGCUGGAUCGGACCACUUCCCAGUUGGCUCUAUACCGGCCGUAUCAGGAGUACAUAGAUUCGAUAGUAUCCAAGGAAAUCAUGGAAUCAAUUUACACCAGCGUGAAGUACAUUAAGUUUGAGAUGGAGAAUCGCUUAAGCCAUGAUGCUCCGCUGUUUGAAAUUAAAUAUCAGUUGAUACCGCCGAAAACGUGCUUCGUACCUACGUUGGAUGCUUUUGAUCCGAAUGGAUUCCUGGCAUUGGUUGAAGGUCUGAUGACUGAUAUCUACUGCAUGAGUACCAUUCCUAGGGUAGCUCAACCGCCGGAGAGCGAGCGAACCGAUGAAAAUGGCGAAGUAACGGAGACUACCUAUCUUGAUCAUUUGGAGAACCAACACGAAAUCGAACAGAUGAAGGAUUCCAUCAUAAAUCGUGUGAUCCAAACGAUUCGGGAGGGCGAAGAGUACACCCAACGGUUCGAUGAUUACAAUUAUCUCUGGUUGGAUGAUAAGCACAGCGUUUUGGAGCAGUUCCUCAAAUACGGACGACCUCUGACAGCCGAUGAAAUGGAGAUGCUGCUGUCGGCCGAUACACCGCUCCGAGAAGUCGCUCCCACCCUGGAUCAGUUCAAGACACAAAUCGAUAGCUAUUACGACCUGUACGAUAAAGUCUUCGCCACCAUGAACAUCUCCGUCAGCUUCGAUGUCUGGCUGUCCAUCGAUCUUCGCCACUUCAAAACGGCACUGCUGUCCGAAAUAUGCAAGUGGUCCAACCUCUACAAAAAGAACCUAAUUGACAAGGUCGUCGUCAGUCUGGCAGAGCUGCAAGAAUUCGCCAACGAAUGCGACGAGAUAUUCGUCCUCGAGGCCGCUGAAGAAGACUUCCCCACACUGUUGAAAAUCCUAUCUGCAUUGAACAAGCUGAAAGAGCGGGAAAACAUGUACGACAACAUGUUCGAACCUCUGAAAGCGACCGUCGAUCUCCUCAAGGGUUACAACGUAGAGUUUGACGAGAUCGUCUACAAACAAUUCGCCGAACUGCCGGAACGAUGGUUACACAUCAAGAAGACGGCUUCGAAAGUGCGCGAGAAGAUUGCUCCGGCGCAGACCUACCAGGUUGAUCUGAUCAAGAAACGAAUCACGCUGUUCGACAUCCGCUCCAAGUUAUACAGGGAGGGUUUCAAGAAGCUGGCCUUCUUCAAGGUUCCCUGCAAAAAUGUGUACCAGAUGUGCAAUCAGGUCAACCUGGAGCUGAACAUCAUGGAGACGCAGAUGAAGAAUCUGUGCGACUCGGCAGCACUGUUCGAGCUCAAUCCUCCGGAUGAUAACAAGCUCCGGCAGUGUCGGAAGGAGAUCCGAAUGGUCAAGCAGAUCUGGGAUUUUGUCUAUGCGGUGGAGUCUUGCGUGGACGAUUGGAAGAAGACACCGUGGAAGAAGAUCGACGUCGAAGCGAUGGAACUCGAGUGCAAGAACUACGGCAAACAGAUCCGGCAGCUCGAUAAGGAGAUGCGCUCGUGGAACCCGUAUCUGAACGUGGAGGCGGUGUUGAAGAAUCUGCUCACGUCGCUGCGGGCCAUCACGGAGCUGCAGAAUCCGGCCAUCCGGGAGCGGCACUGGAUCGAGCUGAUGCAUGCCACCAAGCUGUUGAAAACUUAUGGACGGGAAAUGUUGGUCCGUUUCCGGAUGGACGACUCCACGACCCUGGCCGAUCUGCUGGAGCUGAACCUGCACAACUACGAGGAGGAAGUGAAAACAAUCGUCGACAAAUCGGUCAAGGAGAUGGGCAUGGAGAAGAUCCUGCGGGACCUGGAGGUGGCCUGGCGGGAUUUGGCGUUCGAGGACGAGGUGCACGAGCGAACCGCGCUCAAGUUGCUCAAAGUUUCCGAGGAAGUUAUCGAAAUGCUGGAGGAGAACCAGGUGCAAUUGCAGAAUCUGAUGUCAUCGAAAUAUAUUGCCUUCUUCCUGGCGGAAGUUUCCAAGUGGCAGCUGGCACUGUCCAACGCGGAUCAGGUCAUUACGGCGUGGUUCGAGGUGCAGCGGAAGUGGAUGUACCUGGAGAGUAUAUUCAUUGGCUCGGAGGAUAUUCGCAGCCAGCUGCCGGAUGAUUCCAAGCGGUUCGAUGGAAUUGACAAGGAGUUUAAGCGAUUGUUGACCGAAGUUGCAGCGAAUUCGAAUAUUGUGAAGGCAACCAAUCGGGAGGGAUUGUAUGAGAAGUUGGAGGGGCUGCUUUCGGAGUUGGUACUCUGUGAGAAGGCUUUGAAUGAUUAUCUGGAGACGAAGCGAUUGGCUUAUCCGAGGUUCUACUUCGUUUCGUCAGCGGAUUUGCUGGACAUCUUGUCGAACGGUAACCAACCGGAACUGGUGGCGAAGCACUUGACCAAGCUGUACGAUUCGUUGGCGAAAUUGGUGUUCUCAAAGACUUCCAAGAAGAUGGCAGUGGGAAUGAUUUCCAAGGAGAACGAAGAGUAUGUAGCGUUCAAGGAGAAUUGUGACUGCAGCGGCAAGGUCGAGAUUUGGUUGAAUCGAGUGACGGACAGUAUGCGGAUCACGCUUCAUGACCUGUUCGAACAGUCCGUCAAUGCUUACGAAGAGAAACCCAGAGAUCAGUGGGUGUUUGAUUGGCCUGCUCAACCGGCACUUUGUGCGACGCAAAUCUGGUGGACUACGGAGGUGAACGUGGCCUUCGCCAGGCUUGAAGAAGGUUACGAAAAUGCACUCAAGGACUACCAAAAGAAACAGAUCGUCCAACUGAAUGCUUUGAUCGUUUUGCUUUGCGGAGAGUUGAGUCAAGGAGAUCGCCAGAAAAUUAUGACCAUCUGUACGAUUGACGUCCAUUCGCGAGACGUGGUGGCCAAGAUGAUACAGCAGAAAGUGGAAACUGGACAAGCGUUCCAGUGGCAGAGCCAGCUCAGGCAUCGCUGGGAUACGAAUUUGGACGAUUGCUACGCUAACAUUUGCGAUGCUGAGUUUCGCUACGACUAUGAAUACCUCGGAAACACUCCUCGGCUGGUUAUCACUCCCCUGACGGAUCGAUGCUACAUCACACUGACGCAGUCAUUGCAUCUUAUCAUGGGUGGUGCACCGGCGGGUCCAGCCGGAACGGGGAAAACCGAAACCACCAAGGAUUUGGGUCGCGCGCUCGGCAUCAUGGUGUACGUGUUCAACUGCUCGGAGCAGAUGGACUACAAAUCCUGCGGUAACAUCUACAAGGGCCUCUCGCAGACCGGGGCCUGGGGCUGUUUCGACGAAUUCAACCGAAUCUCGGUCGAGGUCCUGUCGGUGGUGGCUGUCCAGGUGAAAUCGAUCCAGGAUGCAAUCAAGGGCAAGAAGGAGAAAUUCAAUUUUAUGGGCGAAAUCAUCUCCCUCAUCCCAACGGUGGGCAUUUUCAUCACGAUGAAUCCGGGCUACGCGGGCCGAACGGAGCUGCCGGAGAACCUGAAGGCCCUCUUCCGUCCGUGUGCCAUGGUGGUGCCGGAUUUUGAACUGAUUUGCGAAAUCAUGCUGGUGGCGGAGGGAUUCCAAGAGGCCCGACUGCUGGCCAGGAAGUUCAUCACGCUGUACACGCUGUGCAAGGAGCUGCUGUCGAAGCAGGAUCACUACGAUUGGGGACUGAGAGCGAUCAAGUCGGUACUGGUGGUGGCCGGAGCGUUGAAGAGAGGUGAUCGAGAACGCCCGGAAGAUCAGGUGCUGAUGCGAGCUCUGCGAGACUUCAACAUUCCCAAAAUUGUGACGGAUGACGUGCCGGUCUUCAUGGGAUUGAUUGGAGAUCUGUUCCCAGCGCUGGAUGUUCCCCGGAAACGAUCACCAGAAUUCGAACGAUUGAUUCGCAAAUCGACAUUGGAAUUGAAGCUUCAACCCGAGGACAAUUUCAUUCUGAAGGUCGUCCAGCUGGAAGAACUGUUUGCCGUGCGCCAUUCGGUGUUCAUCGUAGGGUUUGCCGGCACUGGCAAGAGUCAAGUUUGGAAGACUCUGUUCAAGACCUAUCAGAACCAAAGGAGGAAGCCGCAUUACAAUGAUCUGGAUCCGAAGGCCGUCACGAAUGAUGAACUCUUUGGGAUCAUCAACCCGGCGACGCGUGAGUGGAAAGAUGGCCUAUUCUCGGUGAUCAUGCGAGAUCAGGCCAAUAUGGGUGGCACCGGACCGAAGUGGAUCGUCCUGGAUGGCGACAUCGAUCCUAUGUGGAUCGAAAGCUUGAAUACCGUCAUGGACGAUAACAAGGUGCUGACGUUGGCUAGCAAUGAGCGUAUUGCACUGACCAAAGAGAUGCGGCUGUUGUUUGAGAUCUCGAACCUGAGAACGGCGACUCCUGCCACGGUGUCCCGGGCCGGAAUUCUCUACAUCAACCCACAGGAUCUUGGAUGGAAUCCCUUCGUUGCCUCCUGGAUCGAUUCCCGUGAAACGCAAGCCGAGAAGUGCAUCCUAUCGGUUCUAUUCGACAAGUACAUCCCACCGUUGAUCGAUGCGCAGAAGCGGUUCAAGAAGAUCACUCCCAUCUCCGAAAUCGCCAUGAUCCAGAUGACCUGCCAUCUGCUGGACUGCUUGCUCACCCCCCAGAACAUUCCUCCGGACAGUCCCAAGGAAUGGUACGAAAUCUACUACGUCUUCGCCGUCAUCUGGGGUUUCGGAUCUUCGCUAUACCAAGACCAGCUGAUUGAUUGGCGUAACGAGUUCCACAAGUGGUGGAUCAACGAGUUCAAAGUCAUUCGAUUCCCGCCGGGUGGUACGAUCUUCAACUACUACAUCGAUCCGGAGACGAAGAAGUUCAAUCCAUGGACGGAUCUUGUCCCGAACUUCGAACUGGACACAGACAUCCCGUUACAAUCGACCUUGGUUCCAACCGCUGAGACCACCAGACUACGCUGGUUCAUGGACAUCUUAAUUGAGGCAAAGCACCCCGUCAUGCUGAUCGGUGGAGCCGGUUCCGGUAAGAGCGUAAUCGUAGCGGACAAGCUGAACAAUCUUUCCUACAAAUACGCCGUCACUAAUGUACCCUUCAACUUCUACACCACUUCGGAGAUGCUUCAGCGCGUUCUGGAAAGGCCACUGGAGAAGAAAGCCGGUCGUAAUUACGGUCCUCCGGGAAACAAAACCAUGGUCUACUUCGUGGAUGACAUGAACAUGCCGGAAGUGGACACGUACGGCACGGUCCAACCGCACACCCUGAUUCGACAGUUCAUGGACUACCGGCAUUGGUACGAUCGCACCAAGCUAAGCCUCAAGGAAAUCCACAACUGUCAGUUCGUCUCCUGCAUGAAUCCAACUGCCGGAUCGUUCACCAUUGACCCCCGUCUUCAGCGACACUUUUGCGUCUUUGCCGUCAGCUUCCCUGCGGGCGAUCCUCUCUAUCACAUCUACUAUUCGAUCCUCUCGCAGCACCUGGCAAAUCCAUUGAACAAAUUCACCAUACAAACGCAGAAGAUUUGCGCCGCCCUGGUGUCCUGCGCGCUGAUUCUACACCUUCGCAUGGGACAGACCUUCCUGCCAACGGCAGUUAAGUUCCACUACGUGUUCAAUCUGCGUGAUCUGGCCAACAUCUUUCAGGGGAUGCUGUUUGCCAACGGAGAGACGUGUCCUGAGCCAAACUACUUGAUUCGAUUGUGGGUUCACGAGGCUACCCGGGUCUACAGCGAUAAGCUGGUAGAUGAUCGGGAUAUCGAAACGUUCCGGAAGGUUCGAUCCGAUGUGGUGAAGAAGUCAUUCGAGGAGUUUGACGAGAGCAAGGUGUUUGCGCUGCCCAUCAUCUACUGUCACUUUGCGGAGGGGUUGGUUGAUCCCAAGUACAUGCCCGUGGCCAGUUGGGAGAGUUUGAACAAGACCCUGGAGGAAGCACAGGGAAACUACAACGAUAUGAUCGGAGCGAUGAAUUUGGUGCUGUUCGAGGAUGCCAUGAGCCAUGUUUGCAGAAUCAGUCGGAUCCUGGAGGGACCGAGGGGAAAUGCACUGCUGAUUGGAGUUGGAGGAUCGGGAAAGCAGUCGCUGUCACGAUUGGCGGCGUUCAUUUCCGGCUUGGAAGUGUCGCAGAUUCAACUGAGAAAAGGAUAUGGCAUUCCGGAUCUCAAAGCAGACCUGGCUGUGCAGUACAUAAAGGCCGGGGUUAAGAACGUCCCCUGUAUGUUCCUGAUGACCGAUGCCCAGGUUGCGGAAGAGUCGUUUUUGGUGUUGAUCAACGAUCUGCUGGCGUCCGGGGAGAUUCCGGACCUAUUCCCAGAGGACGAUAUCGAUAACAUUGUCAAUGCCCUGCGGAAUGAGGUUAAACAGCUAGGGAUGCUGGAUUCGAAGGACAACUGCUGGAAGUACUUCAUCGAGAAGGUUCGGAAGUCGUUGAAGAUCGUGCUGUGCUUCUCGCCGGUUGGAUCAACACUGAGAGUCCGAGCAAGGAAGUUCCCGGCGUUGGUCAACUGCACUGCGAUCAAUUGGUUCCAUGAGUGGCCCAAGUCGGCACUGGAGUCGGUGUCCAAUAGGUUCCUAUCGGAUGUUGAUGUCAUGCCGCGCGACCUGGUGGAACCGGUUGCGGUGUUCUUGGCGUAUGUCCACGGAACUGUCAACGAGAUGUCGCAGAUUUACCUGCAGAACGAGCGACGCUACAACUAUACCACACCGAAAUCGUUCCUGGAGUUGAUUGCGCUGUAUUCCAAGUUCUUGAAGGAGAAGCACACGGAGUUGAACGAAAGAGUUCACCGUCUCGAGAGUGGUAUCUUGAAGCUGGCAGAAUGCGCAGAGCAGGUGGAUUCGCUUCAGGUCCAACUGGCCGAACAGGAAGUGGUGUUGAAGAAGAAGAACCAGGAAGCCGAUAAGCUGAUUAAGAGAGUCAGUGCGGAGAACGAGAUGGUUCAAAAGGAGAAAAACAUUGCCGCUGAAGAGGAAAAGAAAGUCCGAAUUAUUCAAGAAGAUGUCAGCGUUAAGACUACGAUCUGCCAGGAAGAUUUGAGAAAGGCCGAACCGGCACUCAUUGCCGCUCAAGAGGCUCUGGCUACUUUGGACAAGAACAACCUAACGGAACUGAAGUCCUUCGGCUCCCCGCCGGAACAGGUAGUGAAGGUUUGCGCAGCGGUGCUAGUUUUGUUCUCAUCGAAGGGAAAAAUUCCCAAAGACCGCAGCUGGAAGGCCUGCAAAAUGAUGAUGAAUAAAGUCGACGUGUUCAUGGCCGACCUCAUGUACUAUGACAAGAACAACAUUCAACCGGAUGUGAUUAAAGCAUUGCAGGAGUACCUUAAGGACUCAGACUUUGAUCCGGAGAAGAUUCGUUCCAAAUCGGCUGCCGCAGCCGGACUGUGUGCUUGGGUCAUCAACAUCCACAAAUACUACCAGGUCUAUCAGGUGGUGGAACCUAAACAGCGGGCCUUGGACGAAGCCCAAGCCGAGCUGCAUGCCGCUGAGUUGAAAAUGUUGGAGCUGACACUGAAGAUCAACGAACUGGAGGAGCAGCUCGGAGUAAUUCAGGCCGAAUUCAACGAUGCCCUGGCGGAGAAGCAAAAGUGCCAGGACGAGGCGGACAAGACGGCCUUCACGAUCGACCUCGCACACCGUCUGGUGAAUGGACUGGCGUCGGAGAAUGUGCGCUGGCGGGAAUCGAUAGCUCAGCUGAAGAGCCAAACCGUGACUCUGCCCGGCGACGUGCUAUUGAUUGCUUGCUUUAUCAGCUACGUCGGUUGUUUCACCAGGCGGUACCGAGUCGAGCUGCAGGAGAAGAUGUGGAUACCAACCUUCCGGCUGUCCAAGCCGGCCAUACCGUUCACGGAAGGUGUCGAUCCGCUGAACUUGAUCGUCGAUGACGCCGUCAUUGCUUCCUGGAACAACGAAGGACUCCCAUCCGAUCGCAUGUCUGCGGAGAAUGCUGCGAUUCUAACGUAUUCCUCGCGCUGGCCGUUGAUGAUCGAUCCUCAGCUGCAAGGCAUCAAAUGGAUCAAACAAAAGUACGGAAGCGAUCUGACCGUUCUCCGUCUGACUGCUAGGGGCUACCUGGAUGUGAUCGAGCGGUGCGUCAUCAACGGAAGCAUCCUGUUAAUUGAAAGCAUUGGCGAAACUGUAGACGCAGUGCUGGACCCUCUCCUCGGGCGCAUGCUGGUCAAGAAGGGUCGCUGCUUGCGGAUGGGUGAAAAGGAGAUCGACUACAAUCCCAAAUUCCAGCUGAUUCUUCAAACGAAACUGGGCAACCCUCACUACAAACCGGAGAUGCAAGCUCAAACGACGCUGAUCAACUUUACCGUCACUCGGGACGGGCUCGAGGAGCAACUUCUCGCAGAAGUCGUCAAGGCAGAACGUCCGGAUCUUGAGCAGCAGAAGGCCGAUCUCACCAUGCAACAGAACACCUUCAAGAUCACCUUGAAAAUGUUGGAAGACGACCUGCUGAGUCGACUGUCUUCCGCUGGAGAAAACGUGCUGGAGGACGCCAGCUUGGUUCUGAACCUGGAGAAGACCAAGAAGACGGCUGCCGAAGUGGAGAUCAAAGUCAGCGAAGGCAAAAAGACCUCCGAGCUGAUCGACGUGGCUCGCGAGAGCUACCGACCUGCAGCAGAACGUGCCUCGAUCCUAUACUUCAUCCUCAACGACCUCCACAAGAUCAACCCUAUCUACCAAUUUUCCCUGAAGGCUUUCACGACCGUAUUCAAGGACGCCAUCGCCAUUACUCCACCGGCUGAUAAGCUGAAGGAUCGGGUCUUCAAUCUGAUAGACUCGAUCACGUUCGCCGUUCACAUGUACACCAGUCGGGGAUUAUUCGAGAAGGACAAGCUGAUCUUUAUGGCACAGAUGGCGAUUCAGAUUAUGUUGGUUGCAAAGGAGAUCGAUCCGACCGAGUUGGACUUCCUGUUGAGGUUCCCAUACACUCCGAACCUAACGUCGCCGUUCGACUUUUUGACUAAUGCCGGAUGGGGCGGUAUCAAGGCUUUGUCGAACAUGGAUGAGUUUAGAUCGUUGGACAAGGAUAUCGAGGGAUCUGCUAAGAGGUGGCGAAAGUUGAUCGAGUCGGAAUGUCCCGAAAGGGAGAAGAUGCCUGGCGAGUGGAAGAACAAAACCGCUUUGCAGAGAUUGUGCAUUAUGCGUUGCUUGAGACCGGAUCGCAUGACCUACGCCGUGAGGGCCUUCGUUGAGGAGAAACUCGGUGCGAAGUACGUUGAAGCUCGUAUGGUGGAGUUUGAUAAGUCCUUUAAGGAAACCAGUUCAUGCACGCCGGUGUUCUUCAUUCUAUCGCCUGGAGUGGAUCCGCUGAAGGACGUUGAAAAGCUGGGCAAAAAGCUGCGCUACUCAACCGAUCACGGCAACUUCUACAACGUCUCACUCGGUCAAGGCCAGGAAGUGGUCGCCGAGAAGGCUAUCGACGAUGCCUCCCGCGAUGGUCAUUGGGUGAUUCUGCAGAACAUUCAUCUGGUGGCAAAGUGGCUUCCAACUCUGGAGAAGAAAAUGGAAGCCACUCAAGACGCUUCCAAUCAAAACUACCGCCUUUUCAUCAGUGCUGAACCAGCGCCAUCGCCGGAAUACCACAUCAUCCCGCAAGGAAUUCUUGAAUCAGCGAUCAAGAUCACCAACGAACCGCCAACCGGAAUGUUGGCCAACAUACACAAGGCGUUGGACAACUUCAACCAGGAAACGCUGGAGAUGUGUGGCAAAGAAGCUGAAUUCAAGGCGAUUCUGUUCUCCCUCUGCUACUUCCAUGCCGUUGUCGCCGAGAGGAGAAAGUUCGGUCCACAAGGAUGGAACCGCGUCUACCCCUUCAACGUCGGUGACCUCACGAUCAGCGUCUACGUACUCUUCAACUACCUGGAGGCGAACAACCGUGUUCCGUGGGAAGAUCUCCGCUAUCUCUUCGGAGAAAUCAUGUACGGCGGUCACAUCACUGACGAUUGGGAUCGACGUCUCUGCCGAACCUACUUGGAAGAACUGAUGCAACCCGAAUUGGUGGAUGGCGACCUCAAUCUGUGCACUGGUUUCCCUGCUCCUCCCAAUCUCGACUACGCCGGCUAUCAUAACUAUAUCGAUGACAACCUACCCGUUGAAUCGCCUUACCUCUAUGGACUGCACCCGAAUGCGGAAAUCGGCUUCCUGACGACCUUGUCGGAACAAUUGUUUAAAACCAUCUUCGAACUGCAACCCAGAGACUCCGGUGCCUCCAGCGGAUCAACCGUAAGCCGCGAAGACGUUGUAAAAACCAUCAUCGAAGACUUCACCGACAAACUACCGGAGGAGUUCAACAUGGGCGAUCUAAUGGCCCGUGUCGAAGAUCGUACACCGUUUGUGAUCGUUGCCUUCCAGGAAUGCGAACGGAUGAACAUUCUGGUCAAGGAAAUGAAGCGUUCCCUCCGGGAACUGAUGCUUGGACUCAAGGGAGAGCUGACCAUCACAUCCGAUAUGGAAGAGCUGGAAGCGUCCCUGUUCUUUGACCACGUUCCGGAAAAUUGGACCAAACGAGCCUACCCUUCAAUGUUUGGACUGCAGUCGUGGUUCGCAGAUUUGACCAUCCGGAUCAAAGAGUUGGAAGCCUGGUCCAAUGACUUCAAUUUGCCUGCGUCGGUUUGGUUGGCGGGAUUCUUCAAUCCUCAGAGCUUCCUGACGGCAAUCAUGCAGCAGACCGCACGGAAGAACGAAUGGCCACUGGACAAGAUGUGCCUGAGUUGCGAUGUGACCAAGAAGUGGAAGGAGGAUAUCAGUGCACCGCCCAGGGAGGGUGCUUACGUGAACGGUCUCUACAUGGAAGGGGCCCGGUGGGAUACCAAUAUCGGAUCGAUUGCCAGCUCCCGGUUGAAGGAACUGUUUCCGCAAAUGCCCGUCAUGUUCAUCAAGGCCAUCACACAGGAUAAGCAGGAGACGAAGAACAUCUACGAGUGUCCCGUUUACAAGACAAGGAUUCGAGGACCUACUUACGUGUGGACGUUCAAUUUGAAGACGAAGGAGAAACCGGCCAAGUGGACGCUGGGAGGCGUUUGUCUGUUGCUGCAGGUUUAAUUUUCAGAACUGAAG